AUGCCAUUAACCAUAGUUUUUUUAACAUCACCUUCCAGGAAAUCAAAAUUUUCAGCACUAUCAUUACUAGUAGGGAUUGAAAUCAAUGCAGAUAAUAAAGGUAAUUACGUUGUAAAAGUGGAUGGAGUCGACAUAUCACCUAAUCCUGUGAUUAGCGGGAAACCGGCCACCUUCACGAUCUCAGCUUCUACUGCUAUCACUGGUGGCAAAGUGGUGAUUGAAGUUUACUUCUUUGGGUUUCAUAUCCAUCAAGAAACUCAUGACCUUUGUGAGGAAACAUCUUGCCCUAUUACAGUUGGCAACUUUGUGCUCUCUCACAAUCAAGUUUUACCUGGUUUUACUCCACCUGGUUCCUACAAACUUAAGAUGACAUUAUCAGGAUCGGGAAUUAAACAGUUAACUUGCAUUUCCUUCGAUUUCAAAAUCAGUUUUGGUGCUUCUGAAUCUUCAGUCUCUGAUAGCCGAUCAGCCCAUCAAGUAUAUAUAUGAAAUGUGGAAUGUAGUAGGAUGUUAUAUCUUAUUUAUUGCGAACAGAUCUCACAUUCUACAAUAUUUUGUACUUGUAUUCUGUAUUAUCGUUCUUGUGAAGAUGUCAUUUACAUGGAAGUCACUCCAAUCUGCUGAAUCAUGUUAACAAUGUUAAUUUCCCGUAAUAUCAAAUCAUUUUACA
Gossypium raimondii (Peruvian cotton) is the source of this 670-nucleotide messenger RNA. RefSeq lists its product as uncharacterized. Gene Ontology annotation, molecular function: sterol binding. The transcript is spliced from 4 exons. The record is from RefSeq and is a predicted model, not a curated record. Gene Ontology annotation, biological process: intracellular sterol transport. NCBI's taxonomy places the organism in Eukaryota, Viridiplantae, Streptophyta, Magnoliopsida, Malvales, Malvaceae. The coding region runs from base 1 to 489 and encodes 162 amino acids.